CGCGGCUUGCAGCCACAGUCUGGAGAUAAUCAUCAUGCCGCCUCCUAUCUCCCCGCUGCCGCUCAUGGCCUCCAGCCCAAUCCCGUCGCCUCCGGCCGCGCGACCCGGCAGCGGCAGAGCCCUCGCCGCCGUCGCGCCCUGCAACUCCUCGGCGUCGCCGUCGCCGUCGACGUCGACGUCUUCGGUUGCGCCGGCGAGCGGCGGCAGGAGGGGCGUGCUCGCGCUGGGCGCGGGGUUCCUGGCCUCCGCGGCGCUGCUGUGCCCGGCCGGGGACGCCGGCGCGACGCGCAUCGAGUACUUCGCGACGGUCGGGGACAAGCUCUGCGACAUGGACUUCGCCAAGUCCGGGCUCGGCUACUGCGACGUCGAAGUCGGCACCGGCGUGCAGCCCAAGCGCGGCGAGCUCAUCAAUAUACACUACACGGCGAGGUUCCCAGACGGGACGGUGUUCGACAGCAGCUACAAGCGCGGGAGGCCGCUGACGAUGCGCAUCGGCGCAGGCAAGAUUCUCCGAGGGCUUCAACAGGGGAUCGGCGGCGGCGGCGGCGUGACGCCCAUGCUCGUCGGUGGGAAGCGCAAGCUGAUGAUACCUCCGAUUUUGGCUUACGGACCCGAACCAGCAGGCUGCUUCUCAGGGGACUGCAACAUUCCUGGGAACUCCACGAUACUAUACGACAUCCUUCUCGUCGGCAUCUACAAGUGAGCGUCUGACGGCAGCGAAUACGUCCACAAGCCUUGAGCAUAGGUCCAGUACAAGGUAGAACCCUUUUUCUUGCAGCAGCUUUUCUUCUCCAUGCUCGUCAGUGGUUACACCUGCAAGGGAGACUGAACUACAGGCGGGCAGACGAAGAGAAAGAUUUGCUAGUUCUUCAGGCGGCGAAAUCGGAUGCUCCCCGGUUUCCGAUGCGCAAGGCGCUGUAGGGGGCAAGCAAUCUGUACAAAUAGCAUUCUUGAUUAUGAUAUGAGGAGCAUGUAAAGCGUCACUCUGUAAUCUGUAAAGUCGAGUCGUGUUAUAUAUGCUGCUGACUGUCCUGAA
This is a messenger RNA of Aegilops tauschii subsp. strangulata, 1036 nucleotides long. Its product is annotated as photosynthetic NDH subunit of lumenal location 4, chloroplastic. Gene Ontology annotation, cellular component: chloroplast. Gene Ontology annotation, molecular function: peptidyl-prolyl cis-trans isomerase activity. The record is from RefSeq and is a predicted model, not a curated record. Lineage: Eukaryota; Viridiplantae; Streptophyta; Magnoliopsida; Poales; Poaceae.